This is a messenger RNA of Elgaria multicarinata webbii, 1926 nucleotides long. It is a transcript of the gene ASPA, whose product is annotated as aspartoacylase. Gene Ontology annotation, molecular function: hydrolase activity, acting on ester bonds; hydrolase activity, acting on carbon-nitrogen (but not peptide) bonds, in linear amides. Gene Ontology annotation, cellular component: cytosol. The record is from RefSeq and is a predicted model, not a curated record. Lineage: Eukaryota; Metazoa; Chordata; Lepidosauria; Squamata; Anguidae. The transcript is spliced from 8 exons. Bases 256 to 1194 code for a protein of 312 amino acids.
AAAGACAGAGCUUUUACAGCUUUAGUCCUCAACCGUGUUUGGAAAAACAGUGGGCUUGUUCUGCGAGGGCUGUUCUUUUUUCUGGACCCAAACCUCCCGCCUGUUGAACGAGGGCUGGACAAACUUGCCGAGUUCAUUUCUGUUCAGUUUCUCAUUUCUCCAACAUUUAAGUUCGUUCUGUCCCACUUCCGCGUCGGCGUGCAAAUCUUUUCCUCGUAAAAAUCGGGCAGCAAGGGUUUAUCGCCACUUCAUGGGAUGGCGUCCGGCCAGGUUGUACAAGAAGCUCCGGUACGGAAGGUUGCUAUCUUUGGAGGAACUCACGGCAAUGAACUCUCGGGGGUAUUUCUGGUCAAGCACUGGCAGAAGGACGGGACUGAGAUUCAGAGGCCGGGGCUGGACCCCAAGCCUUUUAUCACGAAUCCAAGAGCUGUGGAGCAAUGUUGCAGAUAUAUGGACUGCGACCUGAACCGGGUUUUUGAUCCCAAAAGCUUGGGCAAGCCCAUUGCAGACAAUACUCCCUAUGAAGUGAGAAGGGCUCAAGAAAUCAAUCACCUAUUUGGCCCGAAAGGGAGCCACGAAGCGUAUGACCUGAUCUUUGACCUGCACAACACCACUGCUAACAUGGGUGCCACCCUCAUCCUUGAAAAUUCCAGGGAUGAUUUCACCCUUCAGAUGAGCCGCUAUAUUAAGGAGGCGUUGGCUCCAGAGGUCUGUCAUAUCUUCCUUAUUGAGCAUCCCAACCUGAAAUACGCAACAACCCGGAGUAUAGCAAAACAUCCUGUUGGCGUUGAAGUUGGGCCACAGCCCCAAGGCGUUCUCCGAGCUGACAUUUUGGACAAAAUGAGGAGGGUCACCCGACACGCCCUUGACUUCGUGCAAAUUUUCAAUGCAGGAAAAGCAUUCGCUCCAUGCACCAUCGAGGUUUACAAAAUUACGGAGAAAGUCGAUUAUCCCAGAAACAAAAAUAACGAGAUUGUUGCUGUUGUUCACCCUAACCUGCAGGAUCAAGACUGGCACCCUCUCAACCCCGGCGAUCCUAUGUUUUUAACUUUCGACGGAGUGACCAUCCCGUACGAAGGAGAUGCCACAGUGUACCCAACCUUUGUGAAUGAGGCGGCUUAUUACGAAAAGCAACAAGCUUUUGUCAAAACUGUAAAAGAAAAAUUGAGCGCAAAAGGGAUCAAAGCCUUGUAGAACUGGAAUCAUUUCUUGAUUCAUUUUGAAAUCUUAGGGCUAAAUCUACUACAGACGUGUUUCACCUUUCUAACCCAAGAUGGCCAGAAUACGUGUAACUCAGAAUGGGACCUUGAUUUCUAAUUCUAAGGAAUAUUUAAAAUGAAGGGAUAACCAGAGCACUUUGUACGCAAUAUGCACUAGCCAAAAAUAAUAAUAAUAAUAAUCACAAGUGUUAUUAGCAUGAAUGUAUUACAGUUCUGUUUACAAAUACUAAAAAACCUUUUAUUAAUGGCAUUUUUAAUAAUAGGGAAAUAUGUUUUGUAUUUAAUGUGUUCAGAACCAAGCUAAACAGAGAGAUAUUGUGGAGUGAGAAUGAGGCAUUGAACAAUUUAAACCUGUAAAGAUUUUUUCUCUCAACUGUAUUUUAUACCAAGGAGGUCAUCUCAUCUUCUAGACAAGCUACAAUGAUAGGGGAAGCUUCAUCUCUUGAAUUUCUGCCUGCCAGGUACUUGUUCACAGCACUUGGUUACCCCAACACUAAAUUAGAAGGAAUUUUCCACAUGCUAAUGCCAACCUCUACAGUACUGUUAAUGGUUUUUUUUAAAAAGUUCAUUUAUUACAAACUAUUGCUAUUUAUUGGUGCUAUGUUUUAAUUCCUGGAGCAAAGCAAUAGAAUUAAACACCAGUGAGAUGCACAGUUUUAUAAAACUAUCGAUUUUAUUUCUCUUAUUUGCAAUAAAUAUUUCUUAA